GGAUUGUUGGACAGACGCACUGGGAUCGCCAGCUCUCUCCCAGUCAGGAGACCAGACUGCAGCAUAUAUCGAAUGCUGUUGUUGAGGUAUUAGCAGUACUAGUCUGGAUUUGGGUUCCAUUAUCCAGUGUAGGUGGAUCUUGUUCCCAUAUUACCUCACACUACUUUUUGUACUGGUUGGAGGAAAGAAGGGAUUUAACAUCUGGCAGAGGACACCCAUAAACUGGGGGAAAAAUUGAAUAUUUGAGAACCAGCUGUUGAAGAGUGACACAUGCUUGCCACCAGCAUUGUCAUGCACUACUCACAGCAACAUCUGAAAUGUUUAUGUAAAUGCUCAUAAUCAGUGACGUUUAUCUAGAUGUAGCAGAAAUAUAAUUCAUAAUUGCACUGGUGACCUGAAUGGUGGCUUAGAGAUGAUGGGAACCCUGCUUACUGGACUCAUACUCUUCCUGUUUGAGGUGGGAUGUGAAAGUGAGCCAACACAUGCUGUGCCAGAAAGAGUAGAGGGCUCAAAUGGAGAAACACUGGUGUAUCUAACACCACACUGGGCUUUCCAGCUGGUCAAUGACUCGCUGUCCUUCUCUAGGGCCGACAGCUUCUGCAGAGGGCGGUUUAGCUCUCUCAUCACCUCAGACCAGAAGGAAGUCUUGGAGCUGCUUCAGCAGGCUGGACUUCACUCAUCCGUCUGGGUCAGGGAUUCCAGCAGAGUAGCCUCCAAGCCUGUGGCACUCUCCCAGCAGUAUUUGCAGUUCUCAGCUCUAAAGUUUCCAAAGGAGUCGCGUGAGGGCUUUGCACACGUCAACAAGUCCUUCCCAGCCCUCUCAUCUGUCAGUGUUUGUGUUCGAGUUCAGUGGGACCCAUGGUGGAGCGAGGUGUCGACCAUAUUUUCCUACGCUGCACCUGUCUUUACCAAUGAGUUCCAGCUGCGAGGCCAAGCAGACAUGCAGGGUCGCAUUUUGCUGGCGCUCAUCAUCCAUGGGAAGCACCUACCAUACAAGGCAUCCUUCCCAAAUGAUGGUGCGUGGCAUCAAAUCUGUGUCACAUGGCAGCGGAGUGGUGGCCACUGGGCUAUCUAUGUGGACGGAGACAGGAAAGACACAGGCUCAGGCACAGACACUUCUAGGGAUAUCUACGGUGAUGGGAUUCUGAUCCUGGGUCAGGACCAAGACUCUUUUGGCGGGAAUUUUACAGAGCCUUUCUUUGGAAAUAUAACUGACCUAAAUGUCUGGAACAUGUCUUUAGAAUCACGCCAUGUCCGUCUCCUAAAUGAAUGUUCACCAGUCACCCAGGACCUACUUUUCAGUUGGAACCUUGAGCUCCUUAGUAGCCACCCUGUGGUCAAAGAGGUGCAGGCCCUUUUGUUUUGCCCGGCAGUACACCAGCAGGUGGAGCUACAGGGCUGCAGAACAUUGCAGGGCUGGUCAGCUCAGCUUCCACAGUUGGGUCUGAUGGACUGCUUCCAUCUCCUGCCUUUCAUCUGCAGGAGCAGCAGAGAGCGUUACCUGAAAAUGAAGCAGAUGAGUGACUCUCAGAGCUCUCAGCCCACUGCUUUUAUGAGCCAGCUGAUGAAGCUCUCCAACCAGAGCCAGCUGAUGCUGGGCCCGGAGCCAUCAGGGCUGAGCAGCCUGGCCCAGGCAUCUGCCCUGCUUGACGUCUCUGUCCAAGCCCUGGAGGACACCCGGGACGAGGGACUGCAGCCAGCAGACAUGAUGUCCCUCAUACAGCUUCUGUCUCUAACUGCAGACGUCCCCUCACAGCCAUUUACCCACGACACUAACUACAGCCAGGACAGCAUACAGGAGCUCAGCCAGCACUUCAUCAGCUUGGCUGACAGCAUCAUCAGUGAAGAAGACACCUUAAAGUGGCAAGCCAUCAAAGAGGUGGUGAACGGCCCCAUGGAUGUGGUCAAAAGCAUUGACCAAAUGGUGACCAGCCUGAGCCCUCGCUUAAUGGCAGAGACCAAUCACCUAACCAUCCGUAGCCCCAACAUCAAAUUGGUGGUGCAGCAGCAGAAGCUGCAGGAAGUAUCCAGAGGAUCAAGUUUUUGUGGACCUGAAACAGAGAAGCCAACCAUCCUAGACUGUAUUUCAGUCCCACAUCAGAAGAUGCAGGAUCUCCAUAAGAAUGGUUUCCAUAACCUCACGCUGGUCAACAUAUGGUAUGGCUCUCUGCGGCCUUUUUUCAAUCCUGAGGAGAACAUCACCAUGGAGCCCACCGUCACUGAUGGCAGCCAAAGGUAUUUAGGCACCAUCUUGGGUUCUUCAGUCAUUUCUACCACAGUACUGGGAGAUGACCAACCAGUUAGCAUGGCAGUUCGCUUCCAGCUCCAACAUAGAGUACAGAAUCCAGAUGGUACUGUGUAUGAUCCAGUGUGUGCCUUCUGGGAUUUUAAUCUAACCCCAGAAGCUGGUGGGUGGUGGAAUACCAAGGGCUGUGAAAUAGUGUCCAAACCAUAUGGAUAUACUGUGUGCUACUGCAACCAUACCACCAAUUUUGCAUUACUGCUGCAGGUGUAUGAAGCCCAGAGGAGCCCAGAGAAUGAAAAAGCUCUGCAGGUGCUGACGUUCAUUGGCUGUGGAGUGUCUCUGUGUGGCCUCCUCUUCACCUUCAUCCUCUUCAUCUCCGUGGGUGUCCCUAAAUCAGACCGCACAACUGUCCAUAAGAACCUUAUAGUUGCUCUGGGAGUGGCUGAGCUGUUGUUGAUGUGCAGCAGUUGGGCUUCUGAAAAUGAGGCAGCAUGCUUCCUGGUGACUGCACUACUUCAUCUCUUAUUCAUGGCUUCUUUUUCCUGGAUGCUGGUGGAGGGCUUGCUACUGUGGAGUAAAGUCGUGUCUGUCAAUAUCAGCGAGGACCGCAGGAUGAAAGUCUACUAUGUCAUUGGCUGGGGUGUGCCUGUUCUGGUUGUUGGAGUAACACUGGUGAUAUCCAUGGACAAAUACAAAGCAGACGAUCAUUGCUGGCUCAAUGUGAAGACCGAUACAAUCUGGGCCUUUGUGGGACCUGUGAUAUUUGUCUUGACAGUCAAUGCGGUUGUGCUGUGUCGGGUUGUCAUGGUGACUGUUUCCAGCGCUCGUCGUCGUGCUAAGAUGCUCAGUCCAAGCUCAGCAUCAAAGAUGCAGACCUAUGACCUUACCUGGGCUGUGACCCGCCCAGUUCUGAUCCUGCUGCCUGUCCUAGGUCUGACCUGGCUGUGUGGCGUGCUUGUCCAUCUGUCUGUGGUAGUUGCCUAUAUUUUCAUUGCUCUCAACUCCUUCCAGGGUCUGUACAUCUUCUUAGUCUAUGCUGUUUACAACAGUGAGGUGAGGAAUGCCAUAAAGAGGAUCAAAGAAAAGAGAAAGGCCUUAUCUUUCACGAACUGCUCCCAGCCAACCAGCUUCCUACCUUCUCAGAGGACUCCGAUCACUUCCUGGGGCCACAGCCUACCGACGACCUCCAGCCCCGAGACCAGUGAGACGUCUGCACCUGCCGGCACUACUUCCACAUCCAUGGUCAUCAAGAACGAGAGUUUCAGAAAGGAGAGCUUUGUGAGUUUCUUUUUGAACCAAGGAUCCGGAAACCAAGUGGUACAGCUGACGGGGUUCAAGCCAUCGGGUUGUUGAACUACAAAUGGAGUGGAACCUAUACUCAGUAUCUACACAUGCAUCUUCAUCAUUGUCAUCACGCUGAAAGAGGACCGCGCACUGCAGGAGGAGAAAAAUGGAUGAAGAUGAAGCGCCGAUGCCGUCACUGUCCUCUUCUCAGAUCUCAUCAGAAUCCGUCUGACAAUUUACUCAUUUGAUAUCUGGCAAACUUUGGACUAAAGAGGCUUUUAAAUCCCAGGACACGCAGUCCACACGCAAAAAUGUGCUCUGGUUUGUCACUGUUGUUGCUUCAGACCGCUCCAGAACAAUGUGUCCAUGUUUUUCAGUUCAAAGUGCAAAGUCAGAAGCAGGUUUUACGACCUCACACUUAACUUUGAGCGAAUCCAAUGUCCGACAGGUGACCCGCAGCGCUGCGAUAGAUUCUAUCAUUCCAUCUUUUGUUAAUGAGAGAAAAGGGCACAAGUGUGAUGUCAGGAAUUUUUAUCAAGGUAAUUGAACUUUUUUCUUUUUCUUUUUUUUUAAUUAAAAAAUAAUCCAAGCAGAAUAGAGACUGCAGUCUCUCCACGUGACGUUUGAGGCAGGCUCCAAAUCGGUCCCCGGAAACUCGACAGCAUUAAAAACCAUGUUUACAGCCUGAUGCUGCUUUUACUGACAGGCACCUGUAACCAACUGGUGUUUGCUAACUCCUCCACCAUCAGCGUUAUCUGACAAAUACUGUGUGGGGCAGUGUGCUCCAUUUUGGUCUGCAUUUAUUAGUCUGUCUUCAGCUAAGCACUAAUUAGCACAUAUCUGUGGAUCGGGCCUGCACAGAACACCAGCACGAUUCCACCCAAAACAUCAACAUUAAGGCUGCAAAAUACUGAGUCCAGAAAACACGAGGAAACUUGUGUGUCCAUCUUUUAUGUACAGGUACAUAUAAUCAGACACACAUUAGUGAUGUUUCAUUUUUGACCUUUGAGUUUGUGGCCACUUGUUUAAAUGUCUGUAGACAAAUAUAAUUUUGUCACUGUAACCUUCACCCUCACUUCACCCAAAUAACAUCAGCUCUGAGGUGUUUCGCGGUGCUCCUGUCGUCAGUUAGAGCUGUUUCCAGGUUUCUGUGACUGCAGAUCUAAAGUACCUCCUUGAAAACUGUUCCAGGGAAUUCUGCAUCAUAUUGAGGAAACAACUGGAAGCUGCUGCCAUAAUGGAACAAUAUUACAAAAGAAUUUCUAAUACAACCAUGUGCAAGUGUCUUUGUAUAUGGGAUGGUUAUCUAAUCAUAUUUCCCAUUUAGACAUGUUGCUCUCUCAUUCAUUUAAAUUUCAGGCACAGUAAAUGCUAGGCUUCAUUCUGCUUCCUCCUGUCCACAAGUUCAGUGGAAAAAGCUCCAAUUCCAGCUUAGCAUUAAAGAUGAGAAAAAGGAACAAAUUCAGUGUGCCACCCAGAUUAUUAAUGUGGGUUUAAUGUUCAUAAAGUAAGACUGUAGACAUGCAGUGGAGUGUAAAAAACAGAUUUGUACUGACCAGAUCUCCACAAACAAGUGGAGCAAUGAGUAUGUUUGUGUGGUAGAAUGUCUGAAAUCGGAUGUAUCUGUCUUGUGUUAUUUGCCACAGUAACUGUAUGCUCGUGUAUUACCUUAUGUUCUACAGCAAUAACGGUCUCAGUAUGUGGAGGGGGAAAAAUGAUCAAAAUACUGUGCAGGCCCACGAAACAUGGGACACUUGGUCAAAAAGAUCAAAAGAACUUAAAAGCUUCCCUAACCUACAUGCUACGUGUGCAGCCUGUUUGGUACGGUCUAGAUGAGGUGCUACACGCCAGCCGUUUCGAUGCUCCCCAUCGUUGCUAGAGCGAUAUGUGCUGUAGGCUGUUUGUGCUGAUAUGCUGUAUGUCUGUGGGGACUCCAACCUGCCUGAAGCUGCAGCAGCUGAUUCAGAUAUCAAAGUAAGAAGUUAACAUGUUUUUAUAGAUCAUGCAUGUUUAGAGAUUAUGUAGUUGGACAGUAGAGGAAGACCAUUUCUGUUCUGGCAUCCUUAAUCGCUUAAUAUCCACCAGAUCAUUGGUGACCUGUCUGUGAUUAAAUUAACAUCUACACCUUUAAAUAGAAUUUUAUUUGAAACGCCAAUAGGAGAAGCUUUAGACAGAAACAUGUUGUUUGUCAGACAUCUAGUCUGCCUGUUUAGCAUGUGGCUAACAAACAAACCUUAGACAGGUCACUGAUCACCUGGUAGAUGUUGGGAGGUUAAAAAUAUUUUUUAAAUGCAUAAAUAAAAACAUCUUUAAAAGACAUGUUACCCUUUGGAAGAACUGUCAGUAUAAUUGCUGUAUAUUUCAAACUGCUGACAUUCCUGUCAGGAUGUCACUCAUGUUUUACAACAUAACAUAACUGAUGGGAAUAUUUCCACGGUGAGACAAGGCUCUGUGUCAUUUGUGCAAAGCUGAUGAAUGUUGUGUAAAAAAAGCCAACACACCAAUCGAGCUUUACGUCAUUGUUUUUUUUUUUUUUAUUGGUUUGAUGCUGUUACAAUAAAAUAUAUUUAAAAAACAAAAAAAGAUUUUGGUCACUCUCUCUUUGGGGAGAAAAGCACUUCAGUUUAAGACAGGACAGACGCUCAACUCACAGGAAAAAAAAGAGUGAACCAAGACCAGAACAAAGAAAGUGAAAACAAGAGAAUCAGUUCCACAAUAGUAGCAAUUUGACCUCAACAUAAAGCAGAGAACUUUUUUUGUGCUGAAAUGUAUCUUUAGCUUGCAGCAGAUAUUCACUUCACAACAUAAAUAUACUAUACAGAGUGAUUACACAUAACUAUCUCAAUUGGAACACUAAGUGUGUGUGUGUGUGUGUGCAGGUGGUGUGACAGUAAAGGUAAGGCUGGAGGAGUGAUUGUCUUGGUAGACGCUCACAUCAGUGG
This is a messenger RNA of Oreochromis niloticus (Nile tilapia), 6471 nucleotides long. RefSeq names its product adhesion G protein-coupled receptor D2 (gene adgrd2). The transcript has 25 exons. Gene Ontology annotation, biological process: adenylate cyclase-activating G protein-coupled receptor signaling pathway; cell surface receptor signaling pathway. The record is from RefSeq and is a predicted model, not a curated record. NCBI's taxonomy places the organism in Eukaryota, Metazoa, Chordata, Actinopteri, Cichliformes, Cichlidae. Gene Ontology annotation, cellular component: plasma membrane. Bases 413 to 3598 code for a protein of 1061 amino acids. Gene Ontology annotation, molecular function: G protein-coupled receptor activity.